Symbiodinium necroappetens is the source of this 624-nucleotide messenger RNA. The record is from the annotation of a GenBank genome assembly. NCBI's taxonomy places the organism in Eukaryota, Dinophyceae, Suessiales, Symbiodiniaceae.
AUGAAGAAGCCCAAGGUGGCGGCCGAGCUGCGAAAGUGGGCCCUCAAGACCUUCCCGGAAAAUGGCUAUGUGAACUUCUACCAGGCACGGUUUCUGGAUGUGGAUGCCAACAGGCCACAAGAGGCCAAGCCGUUCUACGACAAAGCCCUCGGCCUACUGCCGAACAAUGUGAAGGUGCUGACAGAAGUCAUUCUGUUUUACGACCUGGCGCUCCAGGAUUCCAAGUUCUCGGCGUCAUUCGUCGAGCGCAGGUCAAGACCAGGCAAAGCUGGUGAAGCACCGCUGCUGAAUCUCGCUGGCCCCGGGGCCGGUGUCUUGAUGUGUGAAGCUGCUGUUGCCGCCAAAAACGGUGGCCAUGCGGCCCUGAGCAAGCAGCUUUGGAACCGAGCCAGAGAUCUUUCACCUCUAAGCCAGUGUGUGAAGAACAAUUGGCCCAUUAUAUAUGGCGAGAAAAGCCAAGAAGACAACUCCCACAAGCUGGAGUACACCCCGUGGGCAAAAGUCAAGAUGGUGAUUGCUGGUGGUGUUGGCCUGGAAGUUGGCCCGCAUCACCAGACAAAUGCACGAUUCUUGGGAGGUGAGACGUUUGUCGUCUGGCCUCCGGCGAACAAGACGAACUGGUGA